AUGUCUGGUCCAGCCUCCUCAGUCUUGAGGCAGGCUUCGAGGGCCUACACCCGUCGCCUCUCUUCCGGAACUAUCCUGCCUGCAUCACACCCACGACCUUCCAUCGCCACCUCACGUUUUAUCAAUCGCAGAAACUAUGUCUCUGAAUCAAAGCCUUCUGCUGCACAGGUCACUGAUGUGCAGUCUGCCAUCAAAGCAGAUCAGAAAAAAUUCAUUGAAGAAACUGGCAAUCUCCCAUCGCAGUUGAAAAUACCGGGUGCCCAAGUGUCCGCAGAUGCGAUGAUGAGUCCUCAAGCAGGUCUUCUGAACCAUGCCACUAUUAUGGAUCAGGGUACUCGGCCAAUCUAUCUCGACGCACAAGCCACCACUCCCGUGGACCCCAGAGUCCUCGACGCAAUGCUCCCAUUUUUGACUGGCCUCUACGGCAAUCCUCAUUCACGCACACACGCAUAUGGCUGGGAGAGCGAGCAGGCUGUCGAGCAAGCAAGAGAACACAUUGCAAAGUUGAUAGGAGCCGACCCGAAAGAAAUCAUCUUUACCAGUGGCGCGACUGAAAGCAACAAUAUGAGCAUCAAGGGCGUGGCCAGGUUCUUUGGCAGGUCGGGCAAAAAGAAGCACAUCAUCACUAGUCAGACCGAGCACAAAUGUGUUCUGGACAGCUGUCGCCAUCUGCAAGAUGAGGGCUUUGAUGUGACUUAUCUUCCAGUCCAAUCCAAUGGCCUGAUUGACCUCAAGCAACUGGAGGAGGCAAUCAGACCCGAGACUGCCUUGGUCAGUAUCAUGACCGUCAACAAUGAGAUUGGGGUCAUCCAACCCGUCAAGGAAAUCGGACAGAUCUGUCGGUCUAGGAAGGUUUAUUUCCACACUGACGGCGCACAAGCAGUCGGCAAAAUCCCGAUCGACGUCAACGAAUGGAACGUUGAUUUGAUGUCAAUUUCAAGCCACAAAAUCUAUGGUCCGAAGGGCAUUGGUGCCUGCUAUGUUAGGAGACGGCCGCGUGUCAGGCUCGAUCCCCUCAUCACUGGAGGUGGGCAAGAAAGAGGCCUUCGGAGUGGCACCCUUGCACCCCACCUCGUGGUUGGUUUCGGGGAAGCUUGCCGCAUAGCCAAAGAGGAAUUGGAGUACGAUUCCAAGCGUAUCACCGCUCUCUCCCAGCGACUCCUGAACGGCUUGCUUUCCAUGGAGCACACUUCUCAAAAUGGUGACCCCACUCGACACUAUCCUGGCUGUGUCAAUGUUUCUUUCGCCUAUGUUGAAGGAGAAUCUCUGUUGAUGGCGCUCAAAGAUAUUGCUCUUUCGUCUGGUAGCGCUUGCACUUCUGCGUCUCUGGAGCCAAGUUACGUCCUGCGAGCUCUUGGAAACAGCGACGAGAGCGCUCACAGCAGCAUCCGGUUCGGUAUUGGACGCUUCACCACAACCAGCGAAAUCGACUAUGUCUUGAAUGCUGUACGCGAGCGGGUCACUUUCUUGCGCGAACUGAGCCCUCUCUGGGAACUGGUUCAGGAAGGCGUUGACUUGAACACCAUCGAAUGGAGUCAACACUAG
Molecule: messenger RNA, 1545 nt
Organism: Capronia epimyces CBS 606.96
Lineage: Eukaryota; Fungi; Ascomycota; Eurotiomycetes; Chaetothyriales; Herpotrichiellaceae
Product: cysteine desulfurase, mitochondrial
Exons: 2
Coding region: 1-1545 (514 amino acids)
Biological process (GO): [2Fe-2S] cluster assembly
Cellular component (GO): mitochondrion; cytosol; nucleus
Molecular function (GO): cysteine desulfurase activity; pyridoxal phosphate binding
Source: RefSeq, a predicted model, not a curated record